CAUUUCAGUGUAUAAAAAUAAGAGAAGGGAUAGAAAGUAGUGAGUUGAAUCCCGGACAAGAAAACAUAAUGAGUUCAGAAAAGUGUAUAGAUAGGAAGCACUAUGUUCUGGUGCAUGGGGCUUGCUAUGGAGCUUGGGUUUGGUAUAAGCUGAAGCCACGCUUGGAAUCUGCAGGCCACAAGGUCUCCGUGCUGGACCUUGCAGCUUCUGGCACCAACAUGCAGAAAAUUGAAGAUGUUCAUACUUUCUCACAGUAUUCUGAACCUUUGUUGCAGCUAUUGGCCUCACUUCCCCCAAAUGAGAAGGUCAUUUUAGUAGGUCACAGUCUUGGAGGGCUUAACAUCGCCCUUGCCAUGGACAAGUUCCCAGAAAAGGUUGCCGUUGGUGUUUUCGUAACUGCUGUAAUUCCAGACACUCAACACAACCCAUCCUAUGUCUUGGAAAAGUUGAUUGAGAGUACCUUGGGAACGAAUUGGUUGGACACUGAGUUCUUUAAGAGUGAAAAUAAAACGACAAUAGUGUUUGGUCCCAAAUUCCUGUCCAAGAAACUGUACCAAGCUUCUUCCAUUGAGGAUAUAGAAUUGGCGACGAUCUUAUUAAGACCAGGAUCCCUCUUUAUAGAAGACUUAUCCCAACAGACCAACUUCUCUAUGCAGGGAUAUGGCUCAGUUCCUCUUGUUUUUAUUGUUUCCACUGAAGACAAUGAAAUUCCACUCAAUUUUCAGCUCUGGAUGAUUCAAAAUGCUGGAAUUAAUGUGGAGGUUCUAGAGAUCAAAGCUGCAGACCACAUGCUUAUGAUUAGCAAGCCACAAGAACUAUCUCAUUCUCUCUUGCAUAUAGCUACUAAAUAUGCAUGAAUUCAUCCACCCUUUAUUUCUUCUCUUUUCUUCAAUCACUCAAACUUCUCAAAUAAAUUCUUCUUUUCUUUUCUUUAUAGAA
Molecule: messenger RNA, 939 nt
Organism: Vigna radiata var. radiata (mung bean)
Lineage: Eukaryota; Viridiplantae; Streptophyta; Magnoliopsida; Fabales; Fabaceae
Product: salicylic acid-binding protein 2
Exons: 3
Coding region: 69-857 (262 amino acids)
Biological process (GO): jasmonic acid metabolic process; salicylic acid metabolic process
Molecular function (GO): methyl salicylate esterase activity; methyl jasmonate esterase activity; methyl indole-3-acetate esterase activity
Source: RefSeq, a predicted model, not a curated record